AUGACUAUAAAGAUGAUCACGCUCAUUCACUAUGAGGGAGCCGACUAUACUGGCUCCUCCCCCAUCUUUCCCGGUGCCGCGGUAAAGACAGACUCGUAUAUCAUCGACUUUCUUAAGGCCGGCGGUACCGUUACGGCCGACUUUUCCGUUAACCCAGAAAGCCCGGUCGGCUACGCGGACCCUGAUGGUACGCACUUCCAAGCGUCUCACCCCGUAAACGUGAGGAACAAUGGCGCCCGCGAUGCCGACUACCACUUCCCAGCCAAGAGCGCUGGCGGCGCAGAGAUCCUUGGUUGGCUCCUUGCCGCGAGCGGAUACACCAAGAGACUGAAAGACAUUUGGAGGAACUACAAAUCUAGCGUCAACUUCGUCAACCCCCAGGACCUCGGUUGGAACCCAUCUGGGUUUCCUCUAUAG
Messenger RNA from Durotheca rogersii, 417 nucleotides. RefSeq lists its product as uncharacterized. The transcript has 4 exons. The record is from RefSeq and is a predicted model, not a curated record. Lineage: Eukaryota; Fungi; Ascomycota; Sordariomycetes; Xylariales; Xylariaceae. Bases 1 to 417 code for a protein of 138 amino acids.